AGGCGAUUUUACCGUAGAAAAUGUCACCGUGAUGUGAACGACCAACCUCCUGUAUUUAAUCAGGCACAAUAUUCAAUCGGAAUUCCGGAAAAUCUCGAUAUUGGGGAAGCAUUGCCUGGUCUUGAUAUGACCGUUUCGGAUUCGGACACUGGCGUACAUAGUCAAUUUGGGUUAGAGUUGAUCCCAUUGCGAAAUGCCGACAAUAUCUUUGAGGUUCACCCGAUGUCUGCCACAGGCCGGACACCUGUUCUUAUCAAAGUUACCGGAGCUGAUAAGCUCGACUAUGAGAACCCUGACCGGCGGGAAAUGGUUGUACAAGUCAUAGCUAGAGGUGGAGGCAGACGUCUCUCAUCUACUGCCACACUGACCAUCCUGUUAGUCGAUGUUAACGACAACAUCCCGAUCUUCGAUGAGUCUUCCUAUAGUUUCAAUGUGGUUGAGAAUUCCGCACCUGGCUCGUUAAUUUCAAGGCUGAGUGCUACGGAUGCCGACAGCGGUGUGUUCGGACAAUUACGCUACGAGUUACGUGGCUUUGGAGCUGAGCGCUUUUCUGUUAACUCGUCUACCGGUGACCUAAAAGUUGGAGUAUGCGGACUUUCGACUUGUUUAGAUUAUGAGGAUCAGGACAUUUUUACUUUGACCUAUACUGUCAUUGACGGAGGGGGGAAAGCAACAUCAGUGCCGCUUACCAUUAAAAUUGAUGACGUUAACGACAAUCCGUCCGUUUUCGAGCAAAAUCAAUGCAGGCGACUCAUCCAAAAUAGAGCUCUUGACUUCGAUCCACAAUUAGUGGUUAAGGCUACAGAUAAGGAUAGUAUUCGGAAAGGUCAUUCACCGCCAAUUCAAGAUGGCAGGAUUUCCUACUCCAUUGUGGCAGGCAACACUGCAGACAACUUAUUCAAUAUUGGGCGCGACAGUGGCAUUCUUGAUGUUACUCGUCCUAUCAAUGCCACUGAAUUGGGCGAGGUUAGAUUUGUGCUCAUAGUGCGAGCGACCGAUUCCGGCACACCACCCCAGCAUGCUGAUACCGUGGUGACAAUUACGGUGGGGGCUGUCGAUGGAAACGAUCCCCCCAUUUUCCAACAGAACCAGUAUCACGUCAACGUUGUCGAGCGGGCAACGCCAGAUUCAUUUGUUAUUCAGCUAAAUGCUACUGAUCCGGAUGGACCUUCAGAUAAUUUGCGCUAUCGCGUCGUCGGAGGCACAGCCGUCGAUUGGUUCACCAUUGAUGAAGUGUCAGGAAUCGUUCGGGUUGCAAGAGGUGGCGCUCUCCAAUGGGAUCAAGAAGCUCCUCUUCUUACUCUGGCAGUAGCUGCAGUUGACCAGGGCCAGCCACUUGCUCAAUCAGCUACCGCAACAAUCACCAUACAGGUGGAAGACAUCAACCAUAAAUCACCAAAUUUUGAUAAACAACUUUUUAUCCAUCACGUAGCCGAGGUUACACCUGUUGGAACUCGGGUUCUGGCUUUAGGUGCCAGUGAUCCCGACACUAGCUCACAAUUAAGAUUUCGAUUAACUGAGCCAUUUCAGAUAAGAAAUAAAGAAGGCUAUUUGCGCGACGAAGUUGAAAGCGAGUACUUCUCAAUUUCCGAAUCAACCGGUAUCUUAACCCUUACGAAGCCGCUCGACCACGAGAAUGCUGCUGUUGUUAUGUUCCGAGCGGAAGUUACAGGCAUGAAUGCUAAUGCAGAAUAUCCCAAUCAAACGGAUUUCGCUGAGGUUGCAAUUUAUGUUCAAGCGCAUACUGAUAACGGAUAUUCUCACCGCCGUGGUCUCCAGCUCACCCGAUUAUCAGAGCGGAAGUGGUUGAAGAACAAGAUCCGGGCAUUAUCUUUCUCACUCUUCAAGAAGAAGCACAUGAUCCUGUCACUGGUCUUCUUAUAUCUCAUUUUGAGCUUGUGGGCACGAUGGAAAUGGUUCUCGCAUAGAGAGAAAAAAAACUAUUCUUCGAUCCAUGAAGUGCCUUUCAAAAUUCAAAUUAUACAUCUCGGUAGCUUCAGUACGUCACUUAUAUAUAGAUUCCCAAUCUUCUUCUUUCCGGAAACAAUGCGGAAGUGGACAAAAAAUAUUAUUUUUAGUCACGGCAUCUUUAAAGUUUAAACAUUAACAAAACAUCAUUAUU
Daphnia pulicaria is the source of this 2122-nucleotide messenger RNA. RefSeq names its product protocadherin-16-like. Bases 127 to 2100 code for a protein of 657 amino acids. The transcript has 10 exons. Gene Ontology annotation, biological process: homophilic cell-cell adhesion. The record is from RefSeq and is a predicted model, not a curated record. Lineage: Eukaryota; Metazoa; Arthropoda; Branchiopoda; Diplostraca; Daphniidae. Gene Ontology annotation, cellular component: plasma membrane. Gene Ontology annotation, molecular function: calcium ion binding.